AUGGCUCGCCGACGCUGGUGGACUCCCGCGCCGCUCCUCCUCGCCCUCCUCACUCCCGCCGUCGCCACAGUCUUCCCCGACUUCUCCUUCUAUCCGGCGGGCGCGCAGUCAUGCCUCAGCCAGGCCGGCGACUCGUCCAAGUGCAGCGGCGCCACCGUCGCGGACCUCAACGAGUGUCUGUGCGGCAACGAGAACAACUUCAUCAUCCUGGCCGCCCAGUGCAUUGGCAAGAAUGACUCGAGCGAUACGGUGCCCGUCUAUCAGACGCUGGUGUCUGCCUGUGCGACGUCCAACACGCCGCUGGUGAUUGCGCCCAACCAGUUUUACGCGGCGGCGAGUGGCAAGCCCUGGACGACGACGACGACGGCAGCCUCAACUUCGACGACGGCAGCGACAACAACGUCUGAUGCCACAACGACGAGCACAACCACCAGCACCAGCUCGAGCACCGCCUCUGCCGCGCCCGUCGGCUCCCUCUCCACGGGCGCCACCAUCGGCAUCGCCCUCGGCGCGUCCUUUGGCGGCGUCGGCGCCAUCGCCGGCCUCGUCUACUUUUUGCUGCGCAGAUCCAAGCAGCAAAGCGAGGAGCAUCACCCGAUGCUGCCCCACGGCGAGGACGGCCGCCAGAGCAUGCCGCUGGCCAUCUCGGCAAACGACCCGAUGCUGCAGCCGACGCCCUCGCCCGGGUCAACAGGCAGCUUCCCGGCCGAGGUCAAGCACGCGUCGUGGGUGUCGUCGCUGCAGAGCCCGGACCCGUACCGCUACUCGGCGGCGGCGUACGAUGCGAGCCAGGGCGUGUACCAGGGGCCGUAUGCGCCGCCGGGGGGCACGAUUGUCGAGCUGCCGCCGGAUAGUAAUCCUAAUCCUAAUGCUAAUACGGGGGGCAUGGUGUUUGAGAUGGAUGGCGCGCAGCAUCAGCAUCAUGCGAUGCCGGCAGAGGUGCCGGGCGAUGUGCCGUCUGUGCCACGGCCGGAGGGGAGGUGA
This is a messenger RNA of Trichoderma atroviride IMI 206040, 984 nucleotides long. RefSeq lists its product as uncharacterized. The record is from RefSeq and is a predicted model, not a curated record. NCBI's taxonomy places the organism in Eukaryota, Fungi, Ascomycota, Sordariomycetes, Hypocreales, Hypocreaceae.